AUGAGUGACACGGAGACGCCGCCGUCGCCGGGGGGACCGCCUCCCUUGCCACCGAACCUCCCGCACGACUCGCUUAAGAACAACAUCAUCAUAUCGUCGGCCGUCUGCUGGGCCAUCGCCGCCUUCUUCGUUGGGCUGCGCUUGUACACAAGAGGACGCAUCAUCAGGGUGUUUGGGGCGUCGGACUGGAGUAUUCUCCUUGCGCUGAUAUUCGCAGGAGUCACCUGCGGUGAAGUAAUAGAACAAGCAGUAUACGGCGCGGGGCAGCACACCUGGGACCUCGAUCCCAACGACGUCUCUUCGGCAAUAGCAUGGGGGAGAGCAGCCUGGUACGGCAUCCUCUUCUACCUGCUCUCGCUUGCCUGCUCCAAAAUCGCCAUCCUCCUCCUUUAUAUCCAUCUCUUCACCUUCAAGUGGGCGCGCCUGGCCGGACAGGCGCUGCUCUCUCUCGUGGUCCUGUCGCACCUGUUCAUGGCAGCCGUGACCUUCACCGCUUGCAUCCCGCUCCACUCGUACUGGGACUUUACUGUCGAGAAGAGAUACUGCCAUCCGCAGAGCAUGUGGUGGUCCAACACCGGGUUGCACAUGGUGACGGACUUCCUAAUCUUCCUCCUGCCGAUGCCCAUCGUCUGGACACUCAAUCUCCCGCGCCGACAAAAACUGAUCCUCUCUGCCGUAGUCUGCUUCAUCUCAAUCCUCCGCCUCCUGCAACUCCUCCGCGCCCAAACCGACCCAGAUUUCACCUACGUCGCGGCCGAGCUUUCGUAUUUGACGGCCGUCGAGGUCAACGGCGCCAUCGUCUGCGCCUGUGUCAUGACGCUCAAGCCGUUCCUGACCCGCUUCUUCCCGCGCCUCUGGGGCUUGAGCUCUGCCCGCCGGUCGCGGUCGUCUCGCUCUGGCGGCGGUGUGGGUUCGGGGGUGCGCGGCGCUGUGAAGUACGCGGGUGGCGGACCGCCGACCAUUGGGAGCUUGCCGAUGCAGGUCUCCAAUCUCAAGGCGAACAAGUGA
Molecule: messenger RNA, 1008 nt
Organism: Parathielavia appendiculata
Lineage: Eukaryota; Fungi; Ascomycota; Sordariomycetes; Sordariales; Chaetomiaceae
Exons: 7
Coding region: 1-1008 (335 amino acids)
Source: RefSeq, a predicted model, not a curated record